Molecule: messenger RNA, 213 nt
Organism: Perkinsus marinus ATCC 50983
Lineage: Eukaryota; Perkinsozoa; Perkinsida; Perkinsidae
Exons: 1
Coding region: 1-213 (70 amino acids)
Source: RefSeq, a predicted model, not a curated record
AUGGAUAAUACUUACUAUAAGCGCAAUACUUUCUAUAACCGCCUUAUUCAGCAGAAGCUAGACAAGUCCCCAAGAAGGGCUCCUCCUAGUCCUCCGAGGGAGCAAGCCCAUCCUCAACUUAGACAUCCUACUACUAAGCAAAUCGAGAACUACAAGAAGGCGGGGGUUCUGGGUGAUGUUGUUGGCACUACAAAGCGCCUUGAGAUUCGUUGA